GUGCAGAACAGUAAGUCUGCUGGUAUUUGGCAAGAGAAACUCCUGGUUCUAGUAUGCUGUGCUCUCAUUUCAGGGAGAGGCCUGGUUUUGAAGGCAGGAGGAUUGGACACGCUGGGGAAGUGAAUGUGACCCAUUUCUAUAAAGCAGAGAUGGCAGCUUAUUUCUAGGAAUCACUCAAAGCCAGAGUCAUGGUGGAUGUAGGAAAGUGGCCAAUCUUCACUCUGCUCUCACCCCAGGAAACUGCAUCAAUCAGGAAAGCGUGUGUCUUUGGUGCCUCUGCCAACGAGGCCAUCUAUGUUACUGACAAUGAUGAGGUCUUCGUGUUUGGACUGAACUAUAGUAACUGUCUAGGAACUGGAGAUAACCAGAGCACUCUGGUGCCCAAGAAACUAGAAGCCUUAUGUGGAAAAAAGAUCAAAAGCCUUAGUUAUGGGAGUGGCCCCCAUGUCCUCCUCAGCACUGAAGAUGGAGUUGUCUACGCCUGGGGCCAUAAUGGAUACAGCCAGCUGGGGAAUGGGACCACCAAUCAAGGCAUUGCUCCUGUCCAAGUCUGUACUAAUCUCUUGAUCAAGCAGGUGGUUGAGGUAGCUUGUGGUUCACAUCAUUCGAUGGCUUUAGCAGCUGAUGGAGAGGUAUUUGCCUGGGGCUAUAACAAUUGUGGUCAGGUGGGAUCAGGAUCUACAGCAAAUCAGCCAACUCCUCGGAAAGUUACAAGUUGUUUACAUACUAAGAGAGUGGUCAGCAUUGCCUGUGGUCAGACCUCAUCCAUGGCUGUUCUGGACAGUGGUGAGGUGUAUGGCUGGGGCUAUAAUGGCAAUGGACAGCUGGGCUUGGGAAACAAUGGUAACCAGUUGACCCCAGUGAGAGUGGCAGCUCUGCAAAGCGUGUGUGUCAACCAGAUUGUCUGUGGGUAUGCACAUACUCUAGCACUAACAGACGAGGGCUUGCUCUAUGCCUGGGGAGCUAACACAUAUGGGCAGCUGGGAACUGGCAGUAAAAACAAUCUACUAAGCCCAACACCCAUCAUGGUGGAAAAAGAAAGAGUUGUAGAGAUUGCAGCCUGUCACUCCACCCACACAUCUGCCGCUAAGACCCAGGGCGGGCACGUUUACAUGUGGGGCCAGUGCCGGGGCCAGUCGGUGGUCCUUCCCCACCUCACCCACUUCUCCUGCACAGAUGAUGUGUUUGCCUGCUUUGCCACCCCUGCAGUCUCGUGGCGCCUCCUGUCUGUGGAGCAUGAAGACUUUUUAACAGUUGCAGAUUCACUGAAGAAAGAAUUUGAUAGUCCAGAAACUGCUGAUCUGAGGUUUCGAAUUGAUGGGAAAUAUAUUCAUGUCCAUAAAGCUGUUUUGAAAAUCAGGUGUGAGCACUUCCGAUCCAUGUUCCAGUCCUACUGGAAUGAGGACAUGAAGGAGGUGAUAGAGAUAGACCAGUUUUCUUACCCCGUGUACCGUGCCUUUCUCCAGUACCUCUACACAGACACAGUGGAUCUGCCACCCGAGGAUGCCAUAGGUCUCUUGGACUUGGCGACAUCGUACUGUGAAAACAGACUGAAGAGGCUUUGUCAGCACAUCAUCAAGCGAGGAAUUACUGUGGAAAACGCUUUCUCAUUAUUCUCUGCUGCAGUCAGAUAUGAUGCAGAGGAUUUAGAAGAAUUCUGCUUUAAGUUUUGCAUCAAUCAUUUGACAGAAGUUACACAGACUACGGCAUUUUGGCAAAUGGAUGGCCCCCUGCUAAAGGAGUUCAUUGCUAAAGCCAGUAAAUGUGGAGCCUUUAAGAACUGAAUGAAGCCUGAGGCUGCUGGGCUGGGUGUGAGUGCUCUGGGGCACGGUGGGUGAUGUGAUUCUGCAGGUAAAACCCCACCAGGUUGCUUUUGUCACAUCAGAGACAGUGCUCUGUAGGAAUAUAUGAAGGAUGUUUGCUUUUCAUGA
Cricetulus griseus (Chinese hamster) is the source of this 1931-nucleotide messenger RNA. NCBI's taxonomy places the organism in Eukaryota, Metazoa, Chordata, Mammalia, Rodentia, Cricetidae. The record is from RefSeq and is a predicted model, not a curated record.